Messenger RNA from Fundulus heteroclitus (mummichog), 4264 nucleotides. RefSeq names its product potassium voltage-gated channel, subfamily H (eag-related), member 5a (gene kcnh5a). Gene Ontology annotation, molecular function: voltage-gated potassium channel activity. Gene Ontology annotation, cellular component: membrane. The transcript is spliced from 12 exons. NCBI's taxonomy places the organism in Eukaryota, Metazoa, Chordata, Actinopteri, Cyprinodontiformes, Fundulidae. Bases 74 to 3289 code for a protein of 1071 amino acids. Gene Ontology annotation, biological process: regulation of membrane potential; potassium ion transmembrane transport. The record is from RefSeq and is a predicted model, not a curated record.
AGAGACGAGCUGAGCAACCAGCCAGCACCAGCACCUCUGCGCGGCAGCGACUCUCUGCCCGGGUCCCUCCAUCAUGCAUGGGGGUAAGAGGGGUCUGGUGGCUCCGCAGAACACUUUCCUGGAAAAUAUCGUCCGGCGCUCCAGCGAAACCAGUUUCCUGUUGGGGAAUGCGCAAAUCCUAGACUGGCCGGUUGUGUACAGCAACGAUGGGUUCUGCAAGCUGUCCGGCUACCACAGAGCCGAGGUCAUGCACAAGAGCAGCACAUGCAAUUUCAUGUAUGGUGACCUGACUGACAAAAAGACCAUAGACAAAAUCAGACAAACCUUUGACAACCACGAGUCUAAUUUCCACGAGGUGCUUCUAUACACAAAGAACAGAACACCAGUAUGGCUUUACAUGCAGAUCGCCCCCAUCAGGAAUGAAAACGACAAAGUGGUGCUUUUCCUCUGCACCUUCAGAGACAUCACACUGUUUAAGCAGCCCAUAGAAGACGAUUCAGCCAGAGGGUGGACCAAAUUUGCCAGGCUCACAAGGGCGCUCACCAACAAUCGUACCCUGGUGCAGCAGUUAGCUCCUCUGAACAAGCCUGAGGUCAGCCACAAGCCGUCCCGACUGGCUGAGGCUCUCCAGUUGGGAUCGGACAUCCUCCCUCAGUAUAAACAAGAGGCCCCCAAGACCCCUCCGCACAUCAUCCUCCACUACUGCACCUUUAAGACCACAUGGGACUGGGUCAUCCUCAUCCUCACUUUCUACACUGCCAUCAUGGUUCCCUACAACGUGUCCUUCAGGACCAAGCACAACAACCUGGCCUGGCUGGUGGUGGACAGCGUGGUCGACGUCAUCUUCCUUGUCGACAUCGUGCUCAACUUCCACACAACCUUCGUGGGCCCGGCUGGAGAAGUCAUCUCGGACGCCAGGCUGAUUCGGAUGAAUUACCUGAAGACGUGGUUCGUCAUCGACCUGCUGUCCUGUCUGCCUUACGACAUCAUCAACGCCUUUGAAAACGUAGACGAGGAUGUCACCACGCAUGCCUCCCCAGCAAGUCAUCUCCGUGACUUCUCCAAUUUCCACAGGAACUCCACUCGGGCAGAGGACUCCGUCCUCCCAGGUCUCAGCAGCCUCUUCAGCUCCCUGAAGGUGAUCCGCCUGCUGCGUUUGGGCCGAGUGGCUCGGAAGCUGGACCACUACCUGGAAUACGGGGCGGCCGUCCUGGUCCUCCUGGUGUGUGUCUUCGGCCUGGUGGCCCACUGGCUCGCCUGCAUCUGGUACAGCAUCGGGGAUUACGAGGUCAUCGACGAGACCACCAACAGCAUCAAGACGGACAGCUGGCUCUACCAGCUCGCUCUGAGCAUCGGAAAGCCUUACCGGUAUAACGCCAGUGGGACAGGCCGGUGGGAAGGUGGCCCCGGCAAGGACACCCUAUACGUUUCCUCCCUCUAUUUCACCAUGACGAGUCUCACCACCAUUGGGUUUGGCAACAUUGCUCCAACAACGGAUGGGGAGAAGAUUUUCUCCGUGGCUAUGAUGAUGGUGGGCUCGCUGCUGUAUGCGACCAUCUUUGGGAACGUGACCACCAUCUUCCAGCAGAUGUACACCAACACCAACCGAUACCACGAGAUGCUCAACAACGUGCGUGACUUCCUCAAGCUUUAUCAGGUUCCCAAAGGUCUGAGCGAGCGGGUCAUGGACUUCAUCGUCUCCACCUGGGCCAUGUCUAAAGGCAUCGACACGGACAAGGUUCUCUCCAUCUGUCCCAAAGACAUGCGGGCAGACAUCUGCGUGCACCUCAACAGGCAGGUGUUCAAUGACCAUCCAGCGUUUCGUCUGGCGAGCGACGGCUGUUUGCGCUCCCUCGCUGUGGAGUUUCAGACCACGCACUGCGCGCCCGGGGACCUCAUCUUCCACAUCGGAGAAAGCCUCGACACCCUCUGCUUUGUUGUCUCCGGCUCGCUUGAAGUCAUCCAAGAUGAGGAGGUCAUCGCAAUACUCGGCAAAGGGGAUGUGUUCGGAGACGUCUUCUGGAAGGAGACCACGCCGGCUCGAGCCUGCGCGAACGUGCGAGCGCUGACCUACUGCGACCUGCACGUCAUCAGGAGAGAAGCGCUAAUGAGGGUGCUGGACUUCUACACCGCGUUCGCCAACUCCUUCUCUCGCAACCUCAUCCUGACCUGUAACCUACGGAAAAGGGUGAUCUUCAGGAAGAUCGCUGACGUGAAGAGAGAGCAGGAGCGGCAGAGGAGCGAGGUGGCUCUCUCCAUCCCCGACGAUCACCCUGUUCGCAAGUUGUUCCAGAGGUUCAGACAGCAGAGAGACUCUCAAGCGGCGGGAGAGACGCAAGCUCACUCCGAGCAGAACUGCGUCCAGAUGGAGCCGCAGCGUCAGCACCGCGCCGACUCGGUCGCCUGCGAUCAGCAGCGCGAGCACGGCGCCCUGCCCAGCCCGGCGGCGGGGAGUGGCAGCAGAGGGAGCGGCGCGGCUGCUCCUCAGCAAGAGUGCAGUAACUCUGAAAAGGCAGAGCAGGGACGUGCUGAAGUUACCAUGGAGCUGAGGCCCAGUCAGAGGAGCUUAAAACCCGCCCAGGGUGGUGGCGCGGGUGCAGAGAGAGGCGCCGGCGGAGGCGGCGGCAGAGGGGGGCGAGGGUGGGCGAGGUUUAAAAGCGCCGUGUCAGCCGAACCAGCGCUUCCUGUCGUCGAGCAGGAGAAGGACACGCAGGAAGCAGAGGAGUCGCCGAAAGCGCCGCAGGCCCCCGAGGAUCGGGCGGCUUCCGAAAAGAUCCAGGAAUCGGAGGACAGGGGACAGACGGGGAGCGCCGAGGGUGGCGGCGCAGCAGGAGACGGCGGCGAGGAAACGAGCGUCCUGCACAAAACCGACUCCUGCGACAGCGGCAUCACAAAGAGCGACCUGCGCAUCGACCGAGCCGGGGACUCCAGGAGCUCCUUUGAGCGGAGCCCGAUGGAAAAGAGCCCGAUGGACAGAAGUCCCUUUGAGCACAGCCUAGGGGUUUACACCGAGGUGUCCCUGAGGCACUCCUUCCUGCAGCCGGCGUCUGAACAAUCCCUGCUCCAGACGACGCUGCACGACGCCAAGCUGGAGCUGAAAGGGGACAUCAGGAAACUGAGCAGCCGGCUGUCGCUCCUCGAGUCGCAGGUGAGCGAGGUCCUCCGGCUGCUGACGUCCAAACGGAGACUCUCGCUACCCCCGACUUCUUCCAAGGCGAGAAUAAAGAGCCACGACAUGGUCAUGGCCUCAAGAGUCGUAGCCCCCAAAGCGGAGGAGGAAUCUUUGUGACUCCACUAGUGCGCUCAGCAGCUCUGCACGUCCUGCAGGGCGGCAAGACAUUUUUUAAGCAUUAGAAACUUGACUGCAUGCUGAUAUUGCUUUAUGUAACCUAUGCAUCAAAACCCAGGGAUUUAUCUUGCAAUAUUGUAUGCACUUUUAACGGCAGUGUCGUGCCAGAAACAAAUACUGAACAAAAGCGAGAAAAGCAAGUGAAAACACAGCUUGUGGCUGGAAAUGACAAUAUCUCAUGCAUUGUAAAGCAACACGUAAUCAAAUCUGCACCUUUUAUGCAUGUUACUUCAGAGAAGGUGUUUUUGGUAAAGGAUGCUCAGGUGGUGCUUGAUAUUAUCUAGUUAAACUGGACAUGAUCUGAAAACUAGCUUCUUUUGUAGAAAAUGAUUUUUGUUUUUAGUGUUUGAUAGAUGGCAAUCUUGUCAUUUUUCUCUGAGAUGCUUAGGACUGCAGCUCCUGUUCAGUCAGCUGCUCAGAUUUGCAUGUUUACAAACCCUGAUACUGGUACGAAGGAGCAUCUUCAGUGUCGGUUACAGGAAUGACGACAGCAUCAGUGUGCAAUAGAGAAAUCGUUUUCUCGUUAGGACAUAUUUGCUUGCUUUAUUCAUUUAAGACGGUGUGCAAACCUCCCCAGAACACUCUGGGCCGGCUCAUGAACAGCACGGAGCCAUUGCUAGUGUUGCUGUCACGACCGUCAAUUCAGCAGUGCUCUUGUAAAACGGCCUCGCAUCGGUCUGGUCCUGGUCUUGGAUCAAUCUGAGUGGGUAACAAUGCAGCUGUGGCUGCAAAAGUGUGGGAGUUUUGUAGCCAGUCUGUAGAGGGGGUUACAGUCUAACAGGUGCGCUCACCUUUUUCAGUGCGUUUAGCAGUUCCUCAGCUGCUAAACGGUAGGUUGCAGUUAUCGUAGGGCUGGACGAUGUAGAAAAAAAAAGCAUAUUGAUAAAAUAGAAAUAUUGAUCGAUAUCGAUAGUU